GGAGCUCUUGGGCCUGGGCUGGUUCCCAGUAGGUAUCGCCUCCCUGUCUUUGCUACUUCUUGCAUGUGGCCUUGUCAUUAACCCUUUCCCUUCUAAGGUAGGCCCCUGAGUUUAAGUUUCUCGGUCCUGGUACCUGGACCUGUCCUCGGUCCACUCGGCAGAGUACCUUUCUCCCAUUCGGGGAGGCACCUCUAGUGGUCUCCGUCUACAGAUCGGAGAGACUGUGUAGAUGAAAUUUAUUUCUUCCUUUACUCUCACUUCUGCCUCUGCUGCUGCUCUUAGCACUGGUCAGCUAGUUGUCUGUUGCUUCAACUGCUUCACACACCAGCUGCCUCCUGGAGAGCUUUUGUCCCUAUCCAUACUGUCACCCCCCACGUCUAGGCCACUCCAGGGAUCUGUUAAAUGUGUAAAUGUGAGCGCCCUCUUGCACUUUGUUCCUGUGGCCCUGCUGUCUCUCGUGGGAGUCAUCUCGAUUUUGAGAGCGACAGAUGACUCCUUUCCCAGGGGGCUCACACUGAACUUGCUUUCUGACAUCCCUCUGCCAACUCGUUAAAGACAUUGAACCAAAUAGGUUUCCAGGAGCAAGGGGUGUCUAGGGCAUCCAGUCAUCCAACAGAGUUUUUACUGGGCACCUGUCCUAGGCAUGUGAUAAAACGGGGACAAAAAGAACAGAGCAGAAGGAUGGGUCCUCGGUGGGUCUGGUAAUGGAUGGCUUUGGGGACAGCAUUACCGAGAGCUCAGAGACCCAGUUUCUCAGACCUUGUCACUGGGUCCAACUCCUCCUCUUAUAACUAAGGAAAUUCUGCUCCCCGGAAUUUCUCCAGUCCAUUAUCCUUCACUGUCCUGCCAGGAGCCCACAAGUUUGAAUCUCAUGUGACUGUCAAGGUCACUCAUGCUUUCAGACACAGGGGCAAACCAGUCACAGAAUACUGCAUUUGUGCUCUUAGCUCUGUUACUUCCCAGUUAGAGGCCUUGGAGGACACCCCAUACCCCACUCCCGUGUUUCUCCACUAAUCUGUAAAAUGGACAAAUGAUCCCUGAGUCUCCCAAGGCAAUGAGGAAAUAAUGACGCCUGGUAGCCACCAUGCCUCCCAGGUGUUCUCCACAUACUUGCUCAUCACCUUCCUUCAGCCCCUUUCCCUUCAUUCUGUUUGAGACAAACUCUCUUGUAGCUGACUGACCUUGAACUUGUGACCCUCCUGUUUCUAUCCCCCAAGUAUAGAGUCUUCUGUAGGAGCCCCUGACCUCAGACUUCCCUUUCCCACCCCUAGACUGACCCUCUUUCUGAGCUUGGAUAAUGGCAAAGUGCCCUGGUCCUUGUGAGGGAAACUUUUUUUAACCCUUUAAAAAGUGCAAAUCUCAGUUCUCUCUGGAGCUCAUAAAGGGAAAGUUUAUUGGUCUCAAUUAGCAGUCCCAUAAAGGAAGAAAAUUGGAGUCUUAAUGAGCUUUGUCUGAUUUACAAAAUAGCACAGGCCUCUGGGCGUUGGAUGUGUGGGGUGAAAGCCUGUCUCCCCUGUGGAUGUUGGAUAGCGCUCCAGCCUUCAAUCUAGAGUACCUGGAACCUUCGAAGUCGGGAGCUCUGGGAUGGAGCCUGAGACAGUGCUGUGGGGCCCAGAUCUGAAGGGUCCUGAAGAGAGCCGGAACAAUGCUCACAGAGACUCCCUUUCUGUCUGUAGGUGCUGAAAGUGGGAAUGAAGAGGAGAGCCCUCAGCAGGAAAGUUCUGGGGAGGAGAUCAUCUUGGGAGAUCCAGCUCAGAGUCCAGAAUCCAAGGACCCACCAGAGAUGUCCCUGGAGAGCCCCUCCCAGGAUGCCUCAGUCCCUCAGGACUCCCCAGUCCCACUCGGUUCUUCCAACCCCUUAGACCACCAGACAACUAUGGACCCAUCAGCCCCUGAGGUAGUCCCUUCCCCAUCUGAGUGGACCAAGGCUUGUGAGACCAACUGGCAGUGGGGAACCCUCACCACCUGGAACAGCACCCCAGUAGUUACUGCCAGUGAACCCAGCCUACGGGAGCUAGUGCAGGGCCGCCCUUCUGGGGCUGAGAAGCCAUACAUUUGCAAUGAGUGUGGCAAGAGCUUUAGCCAGUGGUCCAAACUGCUACGGCACCAGCGCAUCCACACAGGUGAGCGGCCCAACACAUGCUCAGAGUGUGGCAAGAGCUUCACACAGAGCUCACACCUGGUGCAGCACCAGCGCACACACACGGGCGAGAAGCCCUACAAGUGCCCCGACUGUGGCAAGUGCUUCAGCUGGAGCUCCAAUCUGGUACAGCACCAGCGCACACACACAGGCGAGAAGCCCUACAAGUGCACUGAGUGCGAGAAAGCCUUCACACAAAGCACCAACCUCAUCAAGCACCAGCGGUCCCACACUGGGGAGAAGCCCUACAAGUGUGGUGAAUGCCGGCGUGCUUUCUACCGAAGCUCAGACCUCAUCCAGCACCAGGCCACACACACAGGUGAAAAGCCCUACAAGUGCCCAGAGUGUGGCAAGCGCUUCGGUCAGAACCACAACCUGCUCAAGCACCAGAAGAUCCACGCAGGGGAGAAGCCAUAUCGCUGCACCGAGUGCGGCAAGAGCUUCAUCCAGAGCUCGGAGCUGACACAGCACCAGCGCACUCACACUGGGGAGAAGCCCUAUGAGUGCCUGGAGUGUGGCAAGAGCUUUGGCCACAGCUCCACGCUCAUCAAGCACCAGCGGACACAUCUACGAGAGGACCCCUUCAAGUGCCCUGUCUGUGGCAAGACCUUUACGCUGAGCGCCACGUUGUUACGCCAUCAGCGCACACACACAGGUGAGCGGCCCUACAAGUGCCCCGAGUGCGGCAAAAGCUUCAGUGUGAGCUCCAACCUCAUCAACCACCAGCGCAUCCACCGUGGGGAGCGGCCGUACAUCUGCGCCGACUGCGGCAAAAGCUUCAUCAUGAGCUCCACGCUCAUCCGCCACCAGCGGAUCCACACGGGCGAGAAGCCCUAUAAGUGCUCCGACUGUGGCAAGAGCUUCAUUCGAAGCUCGCACCUCAUCCAGCACCGCCGCACGCACACAGGAGAGAAACCCUACAAGUGCCCCGAGUGCGGCAAGAGCUUUAGCCAGAGCUCCAACCUCAUCACACACGUCCGCACACACAUGGACGAGAACCUCUUUGUGUGCUCGGACUGUGGCAAGGCCUUCCUGGAGGCUCAGGAGCUGGAGCAGCACCGCUUGAUCCAUGAGAGAGGCAAGACACCUGCCCGGAGAGCUCAGAGUGACAGCUUGCUAGGGCUUGGGGAUCCUUCCCUGCUGACCCCGCCACCAGGAGCCAAACCCCACAAGUGUCUGGUCUGUGGAAAGGGCUUCAAUGAUGAGGGCAUCUUCAUGCAGCACCAGCGGAUUCAUAUUGGAGAAAACCCCUACAAAAAUGCAGACGGUCUCACAGCACACUCGGCCCCCAAGCCUCCGCAGUUCCGCUCCCCCAGGGUCCCCUUUGCAGGCAAUUCACACCCAGGUGCUUCGGAGGGCAAAGCUGACCCCCCAGGACAGUCCUUGAAAGUGCCUGAGGGUCAGGAGGGCUUCAGCCAAAGGCUAGGUCAACUCUCCUCAAAGUGCUAUGUUUGUUCUCACUGUGGAGAAAGCUUCCUCGACAGGGCUGUGCUCCUGCAACAUCAGCUCACCCAUGGCAACGAAAAGCCCUUUCUCUUUCCCGAGUGUAGGAUUGGCCUUGGGGAAGGGGCAGAGCCCAGUUCCUUCCUAAGUGGAAAGCCCUUUAAAUGCCCGGAGUGCAAAAAAAGCUUUGGUCUGAGCUCUGAGUUGCUGCAGCACCAGAAAGUCCAUGCGGGUGGGAAGUCCCAGAAGAGCUCCGAGCUGGGCAAGAGCUCCUCAGUGCUGUUGGAACAUCUCAGGAGCCCCUUGGGGGCCAGACCCUAUAGCUGCUCUGAUUGUGGGGCCUCCUUCCUCGAUCGACUAGCUCUUACCUGCCACCAGGAAACCCACACUCAAGAAAGGGCCCCCACUCCUGAAGACCCCCCUUCAGAGUCAGCCACCUUGUCCACAAACCAGGAAGAUGAGGGAGAGGCCUCUACCCCCCCACCAGGCAGCAGCCAUAGGGAAGAGGAAAGUCCUAAAACUCUCUCACAGGAAAAGCCCUAUGUGUGUCCUGAAUGUGGAGAUGGCUUCACAGAAGUUGCAACGCUCCUCCUCCACAGGAGCUGUCACCCAGGUGUCUCCCUGUGAAGUAGGUCUGGAGACCAGGGACCUCUCUCUCCUGAGAAUGUGGGGAAAGCAGGACAACCCCAUCAGAUCAUAGAGAAGUGGAGGGUCAAGGACCCUGGGAAGAAGUAGUGUAUUUGCAUCAGCGAUGAGAAGCCUGUGAGAUUGUGGGUGGGAACCCCUUAUAAGCUGUAGAGAAGAACUGCUGGGUUAGAAGCCCUAUAAAUAUGUAGGAAAAAAACCCUUUAAGUCUGUAGCAGAGAAAUCCUAUAAACCAUAGUGGGUAAAAGCCCUAUUAAUUGUAGGAAGAGGUUCUAACAUGUUUCUAGUCAAACCCAUAAAACUGUAUCAAAGUCCUUAUCAGAAUCCUGUAGGGUGGUGGUGGUCUAGGGAAUACAGACAGCACUGACUAGUGAGGUGCCCUGGAUGGUGGAGGAACACCUGAACUCUUCCUAGUGUUCUCCCCUGGCAGCCUUGGACAGAGGAAAGUGACCAGCGAGGAAGUUGUGCGGGAACGCAGUAGAGCUAGAAAGAGAAGAGAAAUGGGGAGGGGAUGACUAAGUGCUUCCAGACCCACAGGUGAGACAAGACGUCUGUUGCACUGGGGGUUCUUUGGUGAAUUGUGUGUACUAGGGGAAGGAAGACUGGGGGAGGGGUGUUCCUUAUCAAUAAAAGCCCCCAAAUGGAAAAGAAGCAGAAACGACAAGCCAUUUUAAAGGCUGGAGUUUGAGGUGUAUAACAAAUCUCAAGUGUAAGAAUAUUGAGAAAAUGUUGAGAAACCACCUCAGCUAUUAGGGGAAAGUUACGUUUGUUUGAAGGAAGCAAAGCACAGUGGAGAAACUGCAGAUGGAAGCUAGCCAGUUCCUCCCCCUGGGAGCUUGUUAAACUUCAAGUGCAAGCAGGUCCCAGUUCAGGCUGUCAGGUUCUCCUCAGGCAGGCAGGACCAGUCUUUCUCCAGCCUAGCUGGAGAUGUCUACUCUGAGAGGCCUCUGGGGUUUCAAGGGGCCUCUGCCACAUUCUCAGGUCUCUCAGGUUUUACCUGAAAGCUAACUGCCACAAGUCUUACUGCAGUGGCAACCCAUUUCCUCGAAUUCUGUCCUCAGUGGAGAGAGCCACUCGCUGCUAGUCAACUUCCAAAGAAUAAAUUCCUUCAGAGAUUCAAGGCUUGUAUGUGCUUGUCCUCCCUAGACUUAUACAAGUUCAUCAGAGCCACUUGUGGGUUCUCUGUGGUGACGAGGGAUGGCAAGACAACAGAAUAGACAGCUUUGAUUUACCAGCAACACGAUGUAAACCUCAGCCUUUUGUGUGAACUCUGUAAGGCUGCCUGCAGGAUGAGCCAGCCAGGCUGCACUCGGUGGAUGUCCUGACAUGGCACAGACUGGACCAGAGUCCUUGAAGAGGCCAUGGAAACUUGACCACCUUCUUCAUCCCCAGUACUUGGAUGCCCUUGAGAUGGGGUGGCCAAAUUUGAUCUUGGCUCGGGAAAGGGAGAGAUUUCACCUGACCUUUUUGGCCUUUUUCUCCUUAGCCAGGAACCAUUGGAGGGAAACAAAAGGCUGAGAAAUGCUCCCUACCAGGCCCAUCUCCUCCUCAGACAUCACAGGCUAGAUGAGUCAUUAAUCCAGCCAAACCUGCCCACAUGCCUGUAGCUCUGUGAUGGAGAAGAGACAGUUGCCCUAAAAGUGGUUGAAGAAAAACUUUGGCAAAAACAUCAGUAACAAACACCCUUAAAAAUGGGAAGGACUGUCCCCUGAAUUUGGGUUGCAAAGGGAGUGUCCUUAGCCCAGUGCUGGCAUUAGUGACAUACUAUCCAGAGUAGGAGGACUGAUCACCAAGUGAUAUGACUCUUCAGGAGUCCUGUGCCCAGAAGAGUGACCUGGAUCCCUACAAAGCUGUGGAAGAGACCUCUUAUUCUAUUACCUAAAAGUUCAAAAAGUAGAGACCCAUCAUCUAUCCUGUUUCAAGGACCAAACUCUAGAAUACUGGGAGAAAAAUGCCAGUCCUCCUGGGAAGAGAGAAAAGGCAUGCCUUAUAUACCUACAGACAGAGAGCCUUGCUAGAGUCCCAAGUACCAGGUCGGGGAGCACCUUGGAGAUGGGGAGGAGUCUGUGUAUAUUGACAGAAAUGGAGUAGAUACUCUCCUAAGUACAAGCUGAUUUGUCCCCUUCUAAGGUGGUAGCAGAAACUAGAGGGAGAUUCUGUGUAAAACUAGGAGCAGAUUCCCUCAGACCCAGGUCUUAAAGUGUCAUCAGAAGUCUGCUGGGGGCAAGCGGUCUAUGUAGUCAUGGCUGACUGUAGACUAUGGAGAACUAAGAUGUAGCAUAUGUGAUAGGAUGCUCACAUGUUCUGGAGACAAGUGAGGGCUAUGGUCUUGACUCCAGUACUAAAUGGACCAUGUGGAUAGGUGGUGGACUGGGCUUCCUAGUAGGAAAAAGGCAGACAGAGACCUCGAGGUGAGACCUGUUCUUUUGGCCACCUCCCUCUCAGAUCCAGCUAUACCACUGAGAGAAUCUGUUGCAGGGCCCAGUCCUACUAGCUGGCUCAGGAAAAGGUCUACUGGAAUAAAAUCUGGAAGACAUAAUGGCGCCAACUCCAUACUGAGCCAGAGCCCUCAGAAGUGCCCCCGGGGAAGAGCCCAAGCAUAGGAGAGGGUGGGGCUGAUCUGCAUUCAAGGGAAACUUAGAAUUGGUGUUGAGUAUGGAGGUCAAAUAGGAUUCAUAAAGGAACUGGGUGUGAACCAUGAAUUGGGGAGAGGACUUGAAACCAUCAUCACCCCCCAGUCUGAAGUGAGUGGCUCCCAGAAUCCUUUGCCUCCACAAAGGAAGCCCCUCUCACUUGACUUCUCCCUAUGGAGUGAAGGGAAGUCCUAUUUUUGAGUGUCUUGUGUCAGUAACAGUGUUGUGUCACCAGUGGUCAUGUUGAAUAGUUGAAGAGAAUAAAGGGAGUAAGAUUUCCCA
Molecule: messenger RNA, 7143 nt
Organism: Cricetulus griseus (Chinese hamster)
Lineage: Eukaryota; Metazoa; Chordata; Mammalia; Rodentia; Cricetidae
Source: RefSeq, a predicted model, not a curated record